This is a messenger RNA of Puccinia graminis f. sp. tritici CRL 75-36-700-3, 363 nucleotides long. RefSeq lists its product as uncharacterized. NCBI's taxonomy places the organism in Eukaryota, Fungi, Basidiomycota, Pucciniomycetes, Pucciniales, Pucciniaceae. The coding region runs from base 1 to 363 and encodes 120 amino acids. The transcript is spliced from 2 exons. The record is from RefSeq and is a predicted model, not a curated record.
AUGGACUCGUUAAAGACUCAAGAUGCGACAGAGGUCGAAUGUCCCGUAACCUUGACUGAAGGGUUUGGCAGCCUUGAGGUACUAGGAGACGCGUCGCCUCGUUCCAGAGGCACUACGUACCGUCGCUGGAGUGCUCUAGGUCCGGCUGACUUCCGUUGUAUGACCGGCACAAAGAGAAGAGCUGAGACCACCUCCGUCCGCCUCACUGUUCCAACGUCCUUCAAGCCCGCAUACAUUCAACAAUUGAUCAUCCUCCCACACAAACCGUUCAGCUCGGAGGCUCUCAGAGGAACAAGCAGUCACGGCCACCAACAACUGAGGCUUAUCGUCUGGUUCAAGCGUUUCUCGUGGAAUUCCGGCUAA